AUGACCUCCAUAUCGUCGUCGACCAGCAUGAUCAUAGCAGCAGAUCUCACGACACCCGUGGUCGCAACACAAACAGCUGACGGUACCGUCACCACCACCGAUGCCUUCACCACAGUCCUUCCAGCAACCAUGUCAACCUCAGCUGCUUCGCCUGCAUCAACAACAUCCUCUGAGGCAACUUCAUCCCAGGCAUUGGUCACAUCCGAAACCACAGAACAUGUCGCCGAGACGUCUGAUAUCAAUAUCACUCCAGGCUACUCUCAAGAGACGACACCUGGCCCAACCGGCACAACGUCCAGCCUCACAACGGCUGGGGACACUGUAACAACGUCUGAUCGCUUAGAGAUAGCUAGCAGUGUUACAGGCGCCACGUCUGCUCCUACGGCAACAGCUAGCAGUACCACAGCUAGCAGUGCUACAGGUACCACAUCUGCUCCUACGACAACAGCUAGCAGUACCGCAGGCACCAUGUCUGCUCCUGUGACAACAUCUAGCAGUGCUACAGGCACCACUUCUGCUCCUACGUGCUACAGGCACCGCGCCUGCUCCUACGACAACAGCUGGCAGUGCUACAGGCGCCACGUCUGCUCCUACGACAACUACCAGUACCACAGGUCCCACUUCUGCUCCUACAACAGCUAG
Pollicipes pollicipes is the source of this 642-nucleotide messenger RNA. Its product is annotated as cell wall integrity and stress response component 4-like. Lineage: Eukaryota; Metazoa; Arthropoda; Thecostraca; Pollicipedomorpha; Pollicipedidae. The coding region runs from base 1 to 642 and encodes 213 amino acids. The transcript has 5 exons. The record is from RefSeq and is a predicted model, not a curated record.